Molecule: messenger RNA, 1622 nt
Organism: Oppia nitens
Lineage: Eukaryota; Metazoa; Arthropoda; Arachnida; Sarcoptiformes; Oppiidae
Product: zinc transporter ZIP6-like
Exons: 4
Coding region: 453-1622 (389 amino acids)
Biological process (GO): intracellular zinc ion homeostasis; zinc ion import across plasma membrane
Cellular component (GO): membrane
Molecular function (GO): zinc ion transmembrane transporter activity
Source: RefSeq, a predicted model, not a curated record
GAUGUCAGCAUUGGUUGAAUGGAUGUCAUAAAUGAUGAGAGAGUGUGUGACUGUUGUUUUGCAAUCAAUUGAUGCCCAAAAUGGUCAUACAUUGAGACAACUAUGAGAUCACAACAUAUCUGUGACACUAUUGGCCAAUGAGUUGUGUCUAAUAAUUGAUGCCAUUAUUGGCCACCAAUUGAUAUAACAAUUUGUCCUCAAAUGUCGUAAUUGUUUGCUUACAGUUGUAUUGUAUUAAUGUAUUAGUGAUCAACACGUUUAACACUACAGUAGUAUUGAUAACACGUUUUCAUAGUUAUUGUUGUGAAGAGUGUUGAGUGCAGAGCAGUGCAGAAGAGCCAAACUCUUGAGCCCUUUGACUGACAUUCAAAUCACUACCAAUUGAAAGGACAUUGACUUUUGAAAACUUUUGAAAACUCUCUUGAGAUCUAUUGAUUUGAUUGUUGAACGCAAUGGAUCAGUGGUUAAUGGCUUCGGCGGCUGUGGUGGCGGUCAGUGCGACCGGUCUUCUCAGUAUUUUAUUGAUUCCAGUGAUUCAACGUAACCAUCACAGCGAUAUCAUCCAGUUAUUGGUCGGACUGGCCAUCGGAACGCUCACUGGAGACGCUCUCUUACAUCUUCUGCCACAUGCAUUUUCAUCUCACGAACACUCAAAUGAAAUAACUAUAACUAAUAGAACCAAUUCUAACAAUACUGAUGACACUCUUGAAGAUCAUCCAACUGGUCAUCACUCGGAUCAGGUCUGGUUUGGAUUAAUGGCUUUGUCGGCUAUCAUAAUCUUCUUGGCCUUUGAAAGAGUUGUCACAAUAGUGUCAGAUCUUUGUAAUAAAUCUCAUAAGAAAUCUAAAUUGGAAACUUAUAACCAUUCGGUUGGAGAAAAAGUAUCGAAACAUAACAUGACUUCCGAAUCGACUCCAGAACUGGAGAAACUCCGCAACACAUCUAAUGAAGAAAAUAUCAAAACCAAAGAGUCCAUUGAAGGCGAUUGUUUGGCAGGCACUGCAAGCUCUGCUCACAAUGACAUCCAAAUGACUGAACAGUGUCAUAGAGAGACCCGCGUAUACCCACAUCCUGAUCCCGAUAGGGGUUUUGUCAUAGAAUUGACAGACCAUCAUCACCACCAUCAAAGACAGGCAGCUCAUAGUAAAUCAGUUAUCUAUACGGUUAUUACAGGUGAUGGUCUUCACAAUUUCUGCGAUGGAAUCGCUAUUGGGGUAGCCUUUGCUGGUAGUGGUGUCAGUGGGGGUCUGAGUACAACAAUUGCAGUCUUGUGUCAUGAAUUGCCCCAUGAAGUCGGAGACUUUGCUGUAUUGCUGAGAGCAGGUCUGGCAGUGAAGAGAGCAAUAAUUUACAACAUAUUAUCGGCUUUUCUAUGUUUUAUCGGUAUGACUGUCGGAGUAUUGGUCGGUCGUAUCAACGACUCGUGGUUGAGCGCAGCAAUUGCUGGAAUGUUUCUAUACAUUGCUUUAGUCGAUAUGAUACCACAAUUGGACUGUUGUCCGACACAGUCAGGAACGACACGAGCUUUUAAAUUGACUGUUCAACUGAUCGGAAUCAGUAUUGGAGUCGCCAUUAUGUGUGUCAUCUCGUUAUAUGAAGACAGCAUUCAAAUUAACUUUUAA